Messenger RNA from Fusarium sp. VM40, 429 nucleotides. NCBI's taxonomy places the organism in Eukaryota, Fungi, Ascomycota, Sordariomycetes, Hypocreales, Nectriaceae. The record is from the annotation of a GenBank genome assembly.
AUGUCAGUUGGCAAGAGAGGACGGCGACCGAAAUUGAUGUUGUCUCACUAUACUAACAUCUUUUACAGCUCCGAUCCUGCGCUUGUUCGAAGAUUCGCCACUGCUUCCAAAACCGUUGCCCAUGUCUCGGCUCACCGAUACUCAGAGUAUCCCAUUCACCCACCUCCUCCAAUCUCAACAGUCACUACCGCCGUCCUGGUGACCCAUUGCUGCGCCUUCCAAAGCACUACGGACACCCUCUUGAAUCGAAGCCCUCAGAGGGCAUUCGGGCGGAUCGUUGGAUCUCAUGAUGGCUCUGGUCCUUAUGCGCAAAUUGCAGCUUUGACCCCUGGCGUACACCGGUUGGUGGACCGUUUUGCUCCGGGAACGCAAAGACAUGAUGAGUCUAUAGCUCACUGGAAGUCUUUGAUCACUAAGGACCAUCUUUAA